Molecule: messenger RNA, 2292 nt
Organism: Scleropages formosus (Asian bonytongue)
Lineage: Eukaryota; Metazoa; Chordata; Actinopteri; Osteoglossiformes; Osteoglossidae
Gene: znf346
Product: zinc finger protein 346
Exons: 7
Coding region: 435-1322 (295 amino acids)
Molecular function (GO): nucleic acid binding; zinc ion binding
Source: RefSeq, a predicted model, not a curated record
UCCUACGUCGGCACCCUGCGUGCACACUGCGCAUGCGCAUUAUGUACUUGUUCUUCUUAAAUCCACGUGAGCCAGCAGUAGUGCUUCAUAUUCACAAAUCAAGAUAUCAUAGUCUGGGUCUAACAUUAUUUUCCUACUUAAUCUUUAAGUUCUCUUCUACUGUCCAAAAGUUCCACCACUAAGAUUACGCUAUAUAAAGACAUCCCCACAUUCGCAAUCUAUUUUUUAUUUUUUCCUUGUUUCUCUGUGUAUUCCCAUUUUUUUAAACCAUUUUUUGUUAUGCCUUCUCUGCUCAUUUCCGUGUUUGUGUUUGAUUCUUUUGACGUGUUGCAAUUUUGUUCAACGUGUAUUGGUAAUGUAGGCUACAUAUUUUUCAGAAAGGCAUUUUUUUUUCUUCCAACAUCGUGGACGACGCUACGUAGCAUUCUGUGCGCAUGCGCCCUGCAGCUCAUCCUGUUGUAAACAUGGCGGACGGAGACCAGAAUGGGGAGUUUUUAUACGCGCCGUCGGGGGCGGCGCAGGUGAACAAGAUGAUCAGAGAGCACAGCGAGCUCUUCUCCGACUCGCAGUGCAGGGUGUGCAGCGCUGUGCUCAUCUCCGAGUCGCAGAAACUCGCGCACUACCAGAGCAAGAAACACGCCAACAAAGUACGUCGGUACAUGAGCAUCCGUAGUGACGACGAGCUUUCUGCAAAAAGGUUGAAGACCUCCACCGAUGACACUAGCCACAGCAACGGAGAGGUGGACCGCUACAAAGCUUGCUCUGUGUGCAACAUGACUUUCAAGACCCGAGUGGUUGCCGAGUCCCACUACCAAGGCAAGGUGCACGCCAAAAACCUGAAGCUCAAGACAUGUGGCUUCCAGAACCCAGCCUUAACGCUAGCGAAGGGUCAAGCUAAGAAGAAGGCUGACGGACAGGCGACGGCCCCCCAGGGUCCGGCGGAGGGUGAUCCCAACCGCUUUUGCGCCAUUUGCCAUGCUUCCUUCAACAACCCCCUCAUGGCCAAGCAGCAUUAUGCUGGCAAGAAGCAUAAGAAGCAGCUGACCAAGAUGAAGCUGAUGGAGACGUACGGGCCGGCCAGUGUGCCAGCCUCUACGGUCAAGGGGUAUCCAUGCACGGUGUGCAACAUAGAGCUCAACUCUGUGGAGCAGUACCAGGCCCACAUCACCGGCUCCAAACACAGGAACCAUAUGCGGUUGAAGCAGGAGAGUGGUCCUCUGGCCAGUCCUGCACAGCUCAGCGAACACUGCCCUCCAGACCAGCAGGUGGCGCCAGAGGACUGGAGAAACUGCAGCGCGGGACUACGAGAAACUAGAGAGUAACCCAAAAAAAGGGGCAGCGGAUGUUCCUUGGGGUGUGUUACUUUAGUGCAGGUCGUCAGAGGACUCUUCCAUGGAUUCGGAACAUGCCCAAGUAGUCUCACCUGUGAGCCUGUGAGCAUUCUCUGUCUGCUGUGUGUGGCUGUGUGUGUAUAUUCACACAUUGUGGGUGUGUGUGUAUAUGUACACUUGCGCAAAACUAAUAGAGAAACAGAUAUUUUCCCCUUUCCAAGGAAACGGACGAAGAUGUGAAGUCAAAAUCCACUUGGCAAUAUGUAUGUAACAGAGCUUACUAAACACGACACAUGUAGUAAGUUCUAAAUAGUGCUGCUCAUAACCGAUCCGUUCUGUUUAAUAACAAAGUUCUUAUUUUUAAAUUAUUGUGUGCGGCAUUGAAGCAAUCAUUGAAGUGUUUGCUUGAAGAUGCUCAAUACGUGUGGGUGUCCUAGAGUAAAGAUGAAUUGUCUUUCUCUGUCUUUUUUUAUUUUUUUUUUUUAAACAUACCGAUGAAACCCUGUUUUUGCUUGAAUUUGUCAGUAUGGAGCUCAUUCUGUGUUCACUGAUUUGCUGUAGCAAGACUUAUAAGAUCAUUAUUGGAUAGCCUGAUGCUGUUAUCUGACAUUUUCAUUUGUUUCAACAUCUUGCUGCUUUUGAGUGACACUGUUGCAUUAGUGUAGAGUAUCAGAUGUGCUCAGUGUUCCUUUACAUUUCCUCCGAUAUCAGUUUUUUUUAUACUCGCAUAUGGUUGGUACUAAUGUGAAGGAGAUGUUUUUAUCUGCAGUUUACUUAAUAGAUCUGUAAAUUUUUACUGAAGGUCUCCUAACUUGUAGUGAGAAAUUUGGUCAUUGGAGGUCCCGUGUGAUUGGUUACGUGGGUGAACGCGUACAGGAGCACUGAACUGUUUUAAUUUACCCCCGACUCUCAUGUUUUCCCAUUUUGUGUGUCUGCUUUUCGUCUUUGAAUGUGCAAUGUG